Athene cunicularia (burrowing owl) is the source of this 5861-nucleotide messenger RNA. It is a transcript of the gene PPRC1, whose product is annotated as peroxisome proliferator-activated receptor gamma, coactivator-related 1. The transcript has 14 exons. Gene Ontology annotation, biological process: positive regulation of transcription by RNA polymerase II. Gene Ontology annotation, molecular function: RNA binding; transcription factor binding. Lineage: Eukaryota; Metazoa; Chordata; Aves; Strigiformes; Strigidae. The record is from RefSeq and is a predicted model, not a curated record. Gene Ontology annotation, cellular component: nucleus. Bases 794 to 5611 code for a protein of 1605 amino acids.
AGGCUGGGGGGGAUUUGGGAUGGAUGGAUUCAUGGCGUUACUGUGGAGGCCCUGGUGUUGAUUCCCAGUCUGGUCCUGGGAUGCCUGUGCUCCAGGGUCGUGCAGGGCUGUGCCAUGGCCAGAGUUGCCUGCUCUGUCUGAUGGAGGCAGGUCUCUGAAGAGCCCCGGGCACUGGGGUUUUGGGCAUGUGGCUUUGGUGCUGCCAUGUUUUAGGAAAUGCCUAUUUAGUGAAACGCCUGCUCUCCCUCUGGUGAAGCUUUCCUAUUUCCAGAAGAGGAUUUCAAAGUACACACAGAGACUGGGAGCAUUUUCUCCUACAUGGGUUCAAGCUUGUGCGGGCUGCGGUACCUACAUGAAAUGUGGGUGAGCCACAUCAGAUACACAUCCCCCACAGUUUGUCCAGUAUCUCCCCGUCCUGCUCCAGGGGGAGGACAGCUCACUGUCUGCUCCCUGACGCUUUGGGAAGGAGAUGUGCUUUCCCAGGGCUCCGUCCUUGGUGCCCUUAUCUUCCCCGCCUGCGUUAUCUCUGCCUAAGCCCAUCUGCAAACAGGAAUUCACGUUCUGUCUCGUGCCAGUGACACGCCUGUGCUGCUGCACCGCUUCUGGCGGAGGCUGCGUGUCCGACGACUGCUCAGGUGAGGGCUGCAGCCCCUGCCCUUGCCUGGCAUCUUGCUUUUCCUGGCUGCCCUACAGCACUGGGCUGCGUGACACUGUGGAGUGUGGUGCAAAGGCCUUUCUGAAAUUAUCCAGCAUUACCUGAACAUCCCUGGAGCUGUCUGGCAGACUGGAAAGGAUGCGGAGUUGGGAAUUUGAAGGAAGAAGAGCAACAGAGCUGCUUUUGUCCUGGAUUUGCUUUUCCCUCGAGGAGGAUGACCUGAACUUAACGUCACUGGAUGCAGAAACCAUCUUGGAAGCUGAAGAGAUCCUGGGGACGAUGCAGAACUAUCUCGACUCCUCUGUGAUCUCCAUCAUCGAAGACCUCUCUCUGAGCGAGCAGAGCAAGGCCUGCCUGGAUGCGCAGAACGAGCUGUCCCUGCUGACAGCCAUCACCGAGAUCCUGGACAGCACAGACGAUGAGACCCUGUCCCCCUUUGACACCAUCAUGGACGCAGAGUUGCUGACCUCGCCUCGGGAGCGGGAGAAUCCCUCGUUUCAGAAGUUUCUCAGCUUAUCCCGUCCAUCGCUGGAGUGUGAGAGCCCUGCCCUGGAGCAACCCAAGGCUCUCAGGUCUCUCAGCAGUGGCAGCAGCGUCUCUGUGGUUGGGAAGACCGACACAGACGUGGCUUGGGACCGUGUCACUCAUGGCCUCGAGGACCCGGUGCUGACAAAAAAGCAAGUCUGCAGCACCCCAAGGGUGGAGAGGAAGGUGGGCUGGCACCGGGCCCGAGAGCAACCCUUGCCACAGCGCAGCGAUGGGGAGGAAGAGGAGGAGGAGGCGGCUGCCUUGAGCCCGGAGCUAGACAGCAGCAUGGAGGCUGGGGAGUUUUGUGUGAGUGGGGCUGGGGUGGCACUGGAGGAGCGUGAAGACCCCUGCAUCAUUAACACGGGGGAUGUGUCCCUGAGCGAGCUGGUGAAGUCCAUGCACCCUUACUGCCUGCCCACCUUCACUGUGUGCCUGGACCCUGAGACUGAGCCUGUGGCCAAGGAGCUCCUCAGCGGUCCUGUCUUGCUGGAAAUUGUGCCUGGCGAGGGGGAGAGUGUGGAGAUUCCCGUGGUCCUGCAGCCCUUGGCUCCCAGCUUCCCCAACCUGGAGCCUCAGCUCCUGGGAGCAGAGGAGGGUACGGGGGAGUCAAUCCCAGAGGAUCAAGAGGAGCUGCCAGGAGCUCCAGCCCAGGAAAACAGGGUGGAGGAGGAGAAGGAGGAGAAACUGCCUGGGAAGGAGCCCUCCUGCACUACCCCAGAGAGCACGUCCCCACCGGAGGCAGCAGCACCCAGAGCCUGGAGCCCCAACAGCAGCUCCCGGCACAGCACAGAGGCCCCAGUGGGUGGCAAACGUGAGGGCUCCAAGAAGGGACGUGGCCGUGAGAGAGCAAGGAAGAGUCGGAAAAAGAAAGCUGAGGAGGACCAAAGUGAGCAGCCCAGGCCAGGCAGGGACAGCGUGGCCCACCGGCUCCGCUCAGCCGGCUCUGGGCAGCCACUGAGCCAGCCUGCUGGAAGCCGGCGGCGGGCAGCGUGUCCCUCCGUCCAGGUCUCGGACUUCCUGGCGCGGCAGCUGGAGCGAGCCCAGAAGGAGGGGCAGAUGGAGCUGCGUGCGGAGCAGGCACCACGGCCCCGGGGCAGGCCCCGGAGCACGGUGAGGGCCUCCCUGCUUGAGAAAGCACAGCAGGAGCUACAAAAGGAGCCGGUUAUAGAAACAGUGAGCAUGGCCCUGGAGAAGGCUGAGACUGUGGUGCCUCUGGAGAAGACCACACCAAGUGCGGAGGAGCAGCCAGCAGCUGUAUGUCCCGGCCCUGCAGACCAGGCUGAGGGCAGGGGAGAUGCACACCCGGCUGCCGGACAGGGUGGCAGAGUCUCAGAGGCUGCCUCUCCACUCCCAGAGCGAGACAUGGGGCUGGAGCCUUCCCCGAGCCUGCUGGUGACAGAACCGAGUGAGGGCCUGCCCAGGGAAGCCAAACCCAAGGCCUUGAGCCUGCGGGAAUACCGCAUCCGCAUGCUGCACCGCCAGCCCAGCCAGGGCAGCAGGAAGGAUGGCGAGAAGCAAGUGGCCAGCAAGUGGCCCAGUGUCCCUGAGCCUCCAACGGAGCUGGCAGAGAUCCUCUGCCUGGUGUCGCCUGUGCGCCCAGCCGCAGAGGCAGCCAGCACGCAGAAGAGCCCGGAGAAACCCAGCAGCCCUGCUGCUGUCCCUUCUGCCAGCAAAGCUCCUGCCGCUCUGGCUUCGGCUCUGGCACCCACCACGGCUCCACCACCCCCAUCAACACCAAUGCCUUUUGUUGCACCAAACGUGCCCCCAGCUGCUGGGGUGGCCCCCGCCAGGAUGUCGCCAGCUUCUGCCAGUGCUUACACCCUUUACCCACCAGUGCCUUCCUGGCCCUGCUUCAGCCCGCAGCCCGUGGGCUGCCAUGGUUUGCCCCCGCCGCCCAGUGCCAGCUCCUCCAGUACUUUUCACAUGGUGCCUGGCCUCCCGCCUCCAGCCAUGGCCUGGCCCCAGCCGGCCGUGCCACCCCCACCUCCAUUUGGCCCCGGUGGCCCCUAUGCCCCGGUGGGGUGGCCACCACCAUCGUACUGGCCAGGAAUCCCCAUGCCACCUCCGGUGCCUCCCCUGGCAUACGGGGACCCUGGAGCGGCGCUGCAGGGCCACCCCAGCACGGCCCUCCUGCACGGGCAGGCUCCCACCACCCCUGCGCUCGCCUGCCCGGAGCCACCAGCCUUCCCUGCGCAACCGCCCACCGCCCCAGCCAGCGAGACAGGGGCUGCAGGUGGCCCGGCCAGGCCAGUGACCAGCAGGGUGUCAGACCCCAGGAGGCAGGCACGGCUGGCAGGGGAGAGCUCUCACCCCAAGGCCCCUCCGGCCCCAACCCCUGCCCAGCCCCUGGCAGCCCCAUCAGCUGCCACUGCCCAGCCCAGCAAGGUCCCUCCUGCAGCGCCAGCCCAGCACAUGGCAGCCCCCCAGGCUGCCCCCUCCCAGCCUUUGGAGGAGCCCCAGGCUGUGACCCCCACCCAUCUCCCAAAGGCCCCCCCAGCUGCCAUCUCUUACACUGCGGAGGUGUCCCCUGCCGCUGGCCCAGCUGUGGAGUCCCCUGGCACCCACCUGAUGGAGGAGGCUGCAGGGCCAGGCAAGGGGGCAGUGGAGAAAGCCCUGCCGGAGCCCAUAGCAGCUGCUGGGCAGGAGCUACCCAGCCAAAAAUCCACCUCCCAGGCUGUGGCACCACCACCGAAAGCGGGUCAAGAGAGCAGCCUGCCCUGCAAGGCACCUGCUGCGCGGCCGUGGAGGCACCAGCCGCUCCUCAGCGCAGUGCAGCCCAGUGAUAGGAGCAAGGACAUCGUACAAGCCUUCAUCAGCGAGAUCGGGAUCGAAGCCACCGACCUGUCCAGCCUGCUGGAGCAGUUUGAGAAGUCUGAAGCCAAGAAGGAGGUGGCUCCUGUGCAGUCCCCUGAGGACAGACGACCGGCGGGGAGCUUUGGGCCUGAGACCCAGCAGGACAGGAAGCCCCCAGAUGGCCUGCAGGCCUCUGAGCUGGCCAAUGUGGCAGGCCUUACCCCCCCAGCGACACCCCCCCACCAGCUUUGGAAGCCAUUGCCUGCUGUCUCGCUGCUGGCCAAGGCCCAGUCACCUGGGUCUGCACCCCAGGAAGGGCCCCAGAAGACAGCUAAGCUGAUGAAAGUCAAACCGCUGCCCCCAAGUAAGCUCCAGGGGAAGAGCCUGGUGCCAGCCCCCACCGGCUCAGCCCCCAGCCACGUCUGCUUGGGAGACCACGACUACUGCAUCCCAGGCGCAGCGCAGCCGGAGGGUAACGGCAGCCCAGGCACACAGCCCCCAGCUGAGGGCGGCUCCCGCUGGAACGUCAAACGCCACCGGGACAUCACUAUCAAACCCAUCUCCUCCUUAACCAAACGGACGCUGGACCAGCCCAAGCCCACCUUGCCAGCCCCCACCACCACCGUGGGGCCCAGCCAGGAGCCUCUGGGGACAGCCUGCCUUGCCCCACUGGAUUAUCGGACUAGCGUCCCCGACAAGGCCACCGCCGGGUGCAGCAGCCCUCCCACGUCGGUGCUCCUGUCUCCAGCUGCAUCCCCCUGCCGGGACCAGGAGCUGCGGACUCCCAGUGCCCAGCCCAGCCAUGCUGCUGCCAAGAGAUCUCUGCGCUGCUACCGGAGACCCCGGGACUCGCCCAGCCCCUCUGCCAGCAGCUGGAGGGCUGGCCGGAGCCGUGCAAGCCGCUCUUUCAGCUCCAGUUCGGAUGGAGCUAGCGAGUCCUCAUCUUCAUCUUCAUCUUCAUCCUCGUCCUCCCGAUCCCGGUCACGGUCGUUCUCCCCACCACCCAAGCGGUGGCGAAGGUACCGCUCAAGAUGUUCCCACAGCUCCUCCUCCCAUUCCAGCUGUGGGUCAUGUGGCAGGUCCCGGGACAGGUCCUCAUCCUCGUCAUCAGUGUCCUCCUACUCGUCCAGGUCCACAUCCCGCAGCCAGUCCCGCUCCCCCUCACCAUGCAGGAGGAGUAACAGGCGGAGAAGAUACAGUUAUGAUGCACAGGACCACUACCAAAGGCAGAGGAUCCUCCAGAAGGAACGUGCAAUAGAGGAGCGGCGAGUUGUGUUUAUUGGCAAGAUCCCCAGUAGGAUGACACGAUCAGAGCUGCGGCACCGCUUCUCUGUGUUCGGGGACAUCGAGGAGUGCACCCUGCAUUUCCGCUCUGAGGGGGACAACUAUGGCUUUGUCACCUACCGCUAUGCCGAGGAAGCCUUUGCCGCCAUCGAGAGUGGGCACAAGCUGCGGCGCCCGGACGAGCAGCCCUUUGACCUGUGCUUCGGUGGCCGCCGGCAGUUCUGUAGGAGGAACUAUGCUGACUUGGACUCAAACCGGGAGGAUUUCGACCCAGCCCCUGUCAAGAGCAAGUUUGACUCCCUGGACUUCGACACGCUGCUGCGGCAGGCACAGCGCAGCCUGCGGAGGUAGCGGCAGGCGAGGCGGAGCGCCCGCCCCCACUUUUAUAUUCAAAUACAAAAGACAAAAAAAGUAUGGAAAGUAUGGAGAGAGAGAGAGAGAGAGAGAUGGGGUUUUUAAGAAAAAGAAAAAGGAAAAAAAGAAAUUUGUUUUAUAACCAAUAUUUAAGGAGGACGGGUCAUUUGCCUUCGACCAGAGGGGCCCAGGCCAGUGGCAGCCCCAGGCUUGCCCCAGCCAUGUAAUAAAUGUGGAUGCCCAAACA